Fomitopsis serialis is the source of this 858-nucleotide messenger RNA. RefSeq lists its product as uncharacterized. NCBI's taxonomy places the organism in Eukaryota, Fungi, Basidiomycota, Agaricomycetes, Polyporales, Fomitopsidaceae. The record is from RefSeq and is a predicted model, not a curated record. Bases 113 to 796 code for a protein of 227 amino acids. The transcript has 6 exons.
GGAUAUAUGCCCUCGUUUUUUUGGGACGACAUGGCUGAGGAUGAACACGGUUGGUUGCCUGAGUUGCCAAGCCCUACUAUUAGUGAGCCUGAGGUGAGGCGAUGUCACAUCAAUGAACGAAAGUAGGCCAGAAGACAGACGCGAUACGCAGCAACUUUGGGAACCACCAUCAACUCACAUAAAUACGAACUGGAAUUCAGUUGAACACAGUGACCAUGCACCAGCUGCAUCGAGGAGAUACCGGGGGGUGGACGAGAGACUCGGAAGCGCUGAUAGUCGUAACUUGAACAGACACCGUACAGAGUUAAAUCCUCCCGCUGAGUUACAGAAUGUGACCAGACGUCGAAGGCAAUCCAGCUCAAAUCGUGGAUCAGACAACAUUGGUGGCACCACGUUGGCGCACCGCGGGACCACGCCAGUCGCACGUCUGCAAAAUGCGGAGGAAUAUCAUCAACGACGCGAACGCGGUGGAGCGAAUGGUCAAGGAAACGAGAAUAGUAUGAUCCGGGCACAGCACGCUUCCACGCGAGCUGCACCCCCGCAGACGACGGAGACAAAUCGUCUACGACGCGAACGCGAUAGGGUGUGUGCAACGAAGGCUCCCGUUGGCUACCUCAGAAGGUUACCAACCUUUUACCAGACCUUCGGGACUUGCACUGGCAACGCAGAGGGCCAACUUCUACUCUACCAAUACGGACCCGCGAGGGAACACGAUGCAUCGUGGUCUAGCGGCUACCGAUCCUGCUGUAAGCAGCGAUUUCAAAACAUCACAUGCUGCCGUCAAGAUUCUCUCUGAGACCCUUGAUAGUCAUGCGUCUUAUCCAAUAGCCACGGGGCCUCUGAGGAAGAUUUUCCAGG